Messenger RNA from Ostreococcus lucimarinus CCE9901, 2886 nucleotides. RefSeq lists its product with no specific name. The record is from RefSeq and is a predicted model, not a curated record. Gene Ontology annotation, molecular function: transcription corepressor activity. The annotation marks the transcript as partial. Gene Ontology annotation, biological process: negative regulation of transcription by RNA polymerase II. Gene Ontology annotation, cellular component: chromatin; histone deacetylase complex. The transcript has a single exon. Lineage: Eukaryota; Viridiplantae; Chlorophyta; Mamiellophyceae; Mamiellales; Bathycoccaceae.
CUGAGCGAAAAGGCGCGCAAGCAGGAGGCGUUGAGUUACUUGAGGGAGCUCAAGGAGCGAUUGCGCGAUAAGAGACACACGUACGAUGAGUUUUUGGAGAUCAUGAAGGAGUUUAAGGCGAAUAGGCUGGACACGGAGGGGGUGAUCAAGCGCGUGAAGCGAAUUUUUCGCGGACACACGGAUUUAAUCCUCGGAUUCAAUCAAUUUCUGCCUCGAGGACACGAGAUUACGGUCGCGGACAUCGAGCGAGACGACGAGGAGGCGAUGGAUCACGGCGUCAGAGCGAAGCCGCAAGUCGAAUUCGUGCACGCGAUAUCGUACGUGAACAAGAUCAAGUCGAGAUUUUCGAACGACGAGCGCGUGUAUAAGAACUUCCUGGAGAUUUUGAACAUGUACAGGAAGAACGUGAAGACGAUUUCGCAGGUUUACGAGGAAGUGGCGCAGUUGUUCAAACAUCAUCACGACCUUUUGGACGAGUUUACGUACUUUUUGCCCGAUUCUACGCAACCGGCGGCUGGUAAGAAGGGACGCGGUGUGCGCGGCGUGCGUGGUAGAAAAGGGUUGCCGCCGGAAACUCCGGAAGAGGCUGAGGCGAGACGCGCGGCGGCGGCGCUGGCAAAGGAGCUCGCAUUUUUCGAAAAAGUAAAGGCGAGACUUCGCAACCGCGACGCAUACAACGAGUUCAUCAAGAUCCUGAACAUCUUCAACAUGGGUAUCAUCACCAAGAUGGAGAUGUCGACGCUCGCAUACGACAUUCUCGGCAAGUUCCCCGAGCUUCAGUCUGGAUUUAGUGAUUUUGUCGCUCGGUGCGAGGCGCUCGAUUUCGACCCAUCUAUGGCAAAACGACCGCCAGAGAAGCUGUCGCCGAAGGAUUUGCAACUCAUGAAGGUGGUGGCCGAGCGCGAGAAAUUCGUCUCCAAACCCAUUUCGGAGUUGGAUCUCUCCAUGAGCGAGCGCUGUGGCCCGUCGUACCGAUUGUUGCCCAAGAACUUCCCGCCAGCCCCGUGUACGACGAGGACGCAGCUGUGCAAGGAUGUUCUCAACGACAACUGGGUGGCGGUGACUUCGGGUUCGGAGGAUUACUCUUUCAAGGCGAUGCGUAAGAACCAGUACGAGGAGGCGUUGUUCCGCUGUGAAGAUGAUCGAUUCGAGAUCGACAUGGUUCUCGAAACGACCAAGUCUUGCAUCGAAAAGUUGCAAAAGUUUGAGGAAGAAAUCAACGCGAUGCCCGAGGAGGCUCGCGGAGCCGCGGUCAUGCCCGAAGGAUACUUGGGCGCCGUGUGUGAGCGCGCCAUCCUGCGCAUCUACGGUGAUCGUGGGGAUGAAAUCGGAUACCUGGUCAAGACUGCGCCGCAAGCGACGAUCCCAAUCGUCUUGAAGCGUUUGCACCAAAAGCAGGAAGAGUGGGUCGAGCUGAAGAACGAGAUGAUGCCGAUUUGGUCCGACGUGUACACGAAGAAUUACGCCAAGUCUCUCGAUCAUCAAUCCUUCUACUUCAAGCAAAUGGACAAAAAGGCGCUCUCUAUGAAGGGUAUGGCCCAGGAAGUCAAGGAGUUGAACGACAAGAAGAAGACGUCCGACGAAGUCAUCGGCAAGGGGAUGCCUCCGGUGGACGAGUCUCCUGAUCUCACUCUUGAUUACUCUGACGCCCGGGUGCACGACGACGUGUACGCCGUUAUCAAGUUUAGUACCAACGAAAUGCUCAACUCGGAGCAAGGCGAGCGCGUUUUGACGCUUUAUCGAAACUUUGUCGAGUCCUUCUUUAACGUAAACCGAGAAAAUCCGGAUGAUUUCAAGGAUUCCUCCGCCGAGGCGGCGGCGAACUUUGUUCGGGGUACCGAGAAAGAGGACGUCAAGAAACUCAACGAGAAUAAGAAGUCCGAAUCAGACGAAGAGGAAGAAGACGAGGACGAUAAAAUGCGAGUUUCGAGUGCGCGGAAAGCACCGAAAGUUGAGCCAAAAGAGGAAGCAGAGGAACAAGAGGAUGACGAAGACGACGAAGAGGAAAAAGAGUUUGCACUCUGCAAACCCGUCAGUGGGAUCGUCGAUGCCGCCGAAGCGUCGGCCGCAGUUGCGCUUAAGAACAUGAAGAGGACUGUGUUCUACGCCAACGAUCAGAUUUACCACAUGUUCCGUCUUCAUUCGCAUUUGUUUGAGCGCAUGUCGACUGCGCGAGAGAGCGCUGCGGCCAUGGCCAAGGCAAGCAAGCCCGCGCGCAAGCAAGCUGAUGUCCACACCGAGUUCCUUCGACUACUCUUCCACUUGUUGAACGGCACAACGGAGUCUGGUAAAUUCGAGGACGACUGUCGCACGCUGUUGGGAGCGAAAUCGUACCUCCUGUUCACCUUAGACAAGCUCAUCUAUAAAGUCAUCAAACAAGUGCAACUUGUUAUUCAGGAGGAGCCGAGCAGUAAACUUUUGCACCUCCACGACUAUGAAUUGGCUCGUGAAGCGUCGUUCAACGAAGGUAUCUACCGCGCAAAUGCGUGUGUUCUACUGCAAGACGAAGCAUGCUAUCGCUUAGCGUCAUCCGAAGAUGGCAAGACAAUGUUUGUUAGACUCGUAGAAGUGGGACCGGAACGGCCCGACUUGCCGAUGGGAACGAUGGACGCGCGCUUUGCGACGCAUUUACAGACCUUCUUGACCACUCCGGCCACCGAUGAUAUUCCAGAGUCUGCGGAGCUUGAUGAUGACGACGAUGAACACACCGCCGUAUUCCUGAGCCGAUCGAAGGAGAAGGCUGGCUUUAGCGACUUGGACGCGGCGAUGGAAAAUGCCAUCGUGACGAAUUCAUUAGAAUGCAAAGUCAGCUGUAGCACGAGCAAGGUGUCGUAUGUACUUGACACCGAAGAUGUAUUACGCCGUGCGAAGAAGAAGGCGAAGACG